Messenger RNA from Photinus pyralis (common eastern firefly), 707 nucleotides. RefSeq lists its product as uncharacterized. The record is from RefSeq and is a predicted model, not a curated record. Lineage: Eukaryota; Metazoa; Arthropoda; Insecta; Coleoptera; Lampyridae. The coding region runs from base 45 to 662 and encodes 205 amino acids. The transcript is spliced from 3 exons.
CUUGUAUAUCACUUUACGUUCGUGAAUUCGACAAGUAUUGCAUCAUGAAGUUCCUCGCAGUUUUCUUCUGCUUCAUUGCUUUCGGCUCCGCCACACCGUCCAAAAAUGAACGUGUGGAAAUUGAUUCCAUCCUGCUCAAUGAAAUGGUCGACGCCUACGUUGGGCUCCUCAAGGAAAUCGAUCCGAUCAACAUCAAGGAGGAAACCUUCUUCGACAUCAUUGGAAUCUACUUCAAAGUAAAGAACGUACACGCUGAGGGCUUCUCCAACAUCUCGCACAGCAUCUCAUACAACUUGAGCUAUCCUCUCUCAACCUUCAACGUCAACAUGAGCCUUCCCAGAACCUUUGGAGCUGUCGAACUUUGGGAUUCCACUUUACCUUUGAUUUACGGAAACGGAAGCUUGAGUUUCGACAUCAAAAACGUUCAGUUCAUGAUGCAAAUCGGUUUCAACAUGACCUCCAUGCUGUUCGAACCAGUCGUCUUCAAGCCUUCCAUUGAAAACGCACAGUUCGCAAUCACCGGUGUCAACCACAACGAAGUGUACAGUCAAGAAAUCAGCAACAAGGUCAACAAUGCGUUGAACGUUAUCGUCAAUGACCCAGAGAUGCACGCUUCUGUUGCAGCGGACAUUAGUGCCUUUUUGAAUGGCAAAGCAUUUUAAUUUUAAGAAGACCUUCUUAAAAUAAAACGAUAAUUAAACUUUUAA